AUGAAUCCAAAUCCAAUUGAAUAUAAUUAUGGUCCCCGAUCUGUCGCCGUUGGCGACUUCAACAAAGAUAAUUUGCUAGAUAUUGCUGUUGCUAACUAUGCUGCUGACAACAUAACUAUACAUUUUGGAUAUGGCGAUGGCACUGUCGCAAGCCCAGUCAAGUAUUCAACCGGUUCGGGCUCUGCUCCGUACAUGCUCGCUGUCGAUGAUUUCAACAACGAUGGUCAAUUGGAUAUUGCCGUCGCGAAUUUCGGUACAAACAGCGUUGGUAUAUUUCUUGGACUCCAAAAUGGGUCUUUUGUGAGUCAAACAACUUUGUCGACUGCUUUAUCUCGUCCCAUUUGGAUCACCAUAAAAGAUCUCAACAAAGAUACUGCAUUAGAUAUUGUCACUGCUAACUAUGGCACACACAGCGUAAGUGUAUUCUAUGGAUAUGGAAAUGGGAACUUUUCAGAACCAAGCACGUACUUUACGGGCUAUGAUUCUUUUCCAUUUGCGGUUGUCACUGGAGAUUUUAACAAUGAUAAAAAGAUAGAUCUUGCCACCGCAAAUUAUGGUACAAACACUGUAGGUAUACUGCUUGGAACUGAUAACGGUACUUUCGCAAAUCAAAUCAUGAUUUCAACUGGUCCUAAUUCCCAUCCAUACUCGAUUGCUAUUGGUCAUUUAAACGAGGAUACUAUGCUAGAUAUCGUUGUCACCAAUCAUGGAAAUAACAGUGUAGGUGUACUCCUGGGCAACAGUGAUGGAACUUUUAUGACGCCAACGACAUAUUCGCUCGGAGAUUCUUCUCCAUAUUCUAUUCGGAUUGAUGAUUUCAAUAGUGACGGUCGAAAGGAUAUAGUCGUCACCAAUAAUGGCGCUAACAAUAUAGCUGUAUUUUACGGAUAUGGAAACGGUUCUUUUGGAAGUGCAAUACCGUAUUCAACUGGAUCUUUUUCUUCUAUCUCCAUUGAUGUAGGCGACUUCAACACAGACAAUCAUUUAGAUAUCGUUCUUAUCAAUAAUGACACCAGCAGCAUAGGUAUUCUACUUGGUUAUGACGAUUUCUCUUUUGAAAAACAAACGGCAUAUCCAACAGGCAGCUAUCCAAUCUCUGUAGCUAUUGGCGAUUUAAAUAAUGACACCCGAUUAGAUAUCGUCGUUGUUAAUAUACUGAACGACACUAUCAGUGUAUUUCUGGGAUAUGGUAAUGGCUCUUUUACAACACAAAUGACAUAUUCAACGGGCUUUUUUCCAGUCUUUGUAGCUAUUGGCGAUUUUAACAACGACAUUCGAUUGGAUAUUGUCGUUGCUAAUAUGAUUGAGAACAGUGUAGGUAUAUUUCUCGGCUAUGGCAAUGGUUCUUUUGCAAAGCAGAUAACACAUUCAACUAACUAUUGGCCAUCCUGUAUAGCUGUUGGUGAUUUUAACAACGACGCCCGACUGGAUAUCAUCGUUGUUAGUGCGUAUACCAACGUUGUAAGUGCAUUUCUCGGAUAUGGCGAUGGUUCUUUUACAAACCCGAUAACAUAUCCAACUGGCUCUUAUCCAAGCUCUGUAGCUGUUGGUGAUUUUAACAACGACACUCGACUGGAUAUCGCUGUUACUAAUUUGGCUGACAACACCCUAAUUUUACUUUUCGGCUAUGGCAAUGGCUCUUUUGAAUAUGAUAUUCCAUACCUAACUGGCGCUAGUCCAUCCUCUAUAGCUGUUGGAGAUUUUAAUAACGACACUCGAUUGGAUAUCGUCGUUGCUAACAUGGAUGACGACACUGUAAGUGUAUUUCUCGGAUUUGGUAAUGGUUCGUUUGCAAAUCAUUUGACGCACUCAACUGGUCCUUCCCCACAGUCUGUAGCUGUUGGUGAUUUUAACAACGAUACCCGAUUGGAUAUCGUCGUUACUAAUUAUUAUGACAGCACUGUAAGUGUACUUCUCGGACUUGGCAAUGACUCUUUUUUAGAUCAAACGACAUAUUUAACUGGCUCUUCCCCACAUUCUGUAGCUGUUGGCGAUUUUAACAAUGACACCCGACUGGAUAUCGUCGUUGUUAAUUCUGAAAACAACACUGUUGAUUUUCUCCUUGGUUACGACAGAGGACCUCUAGCAAAUGAAAUCACAUUUGCAUCUGGUGAUGGUUCUCGUUUACGAAGUGUUGCCGUUUUUGAUUUCAAUAACGAUGGCCUACUGGAUCUUGUCGUUGCUAAUUAUGGUACGAAUAAUAUAGGUGUCAUUCUUGGACAUGGGAAUGGCACUUUUGAAAACCAAAUAAAGCUCUCAACGGGAUUUAAUUCUCAUCCUUACUCGGUUGUCAUUAGUGAUUUCAAUAGAGAUGAUCACAUGGAUAUCGCAGUAGCCAACUAUGGUACUAAAAACGUUGGUUUAUUUCUGGGAAACGGGAACGGAACAUUUGAAAGUCAGGAUACUUAUAGCAAUGGUUUUGAGUCCGCGCCAGUGUUCAUUGCUACUGGUGAUCUCAACAAUGAUGGACGUUCGGAAAUUCUUGUGGCAUAUGAUAAUAUUGAUAAUCUAGAUGUGCUUGUUGCAUAUGACAUCGGAUCUUUUGAAAAACAAACGACAUACUCAACUGGCUCUGAUCCACGAUCUGUAGCUGUUGGUGAUUUUAACAACGACGGACGGCUGGAUAUCGUUGUUGCUAAUGGGAACAGCGGCUCUACUAGUAUCCUUUUUGGAUAUGGCAAUGGUUCUUUUGCAUAUCAAAAGACAUAUUCAACUCGUCCUAAUCCACAAUCUGUAGCUGUUGGCGAUUUUAACAACGAUACACUACUGGAUAUUGUCAUUGCUAAUGGUGACAGCGACAGUGUUAGUAUACGUCUAGGAUAUGCUGUUGGCGAUUUUAAUAACGAUGCCCAACUGGAUAUCGUCGUUGCUAAUGGACACAGCGACAGUGUUAGUAUACUUCUCGGAUAUGGUAACGGUUCUUUCGCAAACCAGACGGCAUAUUCUACUGGUUCUCGUCCACAAUUUGUAACUGUUGGCGAUUUUAACAACGACACUUAUUUGGAUAUCGUCGUUGCUAAUGGGAACUGCCGCACUGUGAGUUUACUUGUCGGAUAUGGUAAUGGUUCUUUUGCAUAUCAAAUGACAUAUUCAACUGGCCGUUCCCCACGAUCAGUAGCUGUUGGUGAUUUCAACAACGACACCCUACUGGAUAUCGUCGUUGCUAAUCGAGGCAGCGGCACUAUAAGUGUACUUUUUGGAUAUGGGAAUGGCUCCUUUUCAAAUCCUACAACAUACUCAACUGACUCUUCCCCAAACUCCGUCGUUGUUGGUGAUUUUAACAAUGACACCCGAUUGGAUAUAGUCGUUGCUAGUUCGAAUAGGCACACCAUAAGUAUAUUUCUCGGAUUUGGUAAUGGCUCUUUUGAAAACCAAACAACAUACUCAACUGGCUUGUAUCCAAAAUCUGUAGCUGUUGGCGAUUUUAACAGCGAUACUCGAUUGGACAUCGUUGUUGCUAAUUCUGGAAGUUUGACUGUAAGUGUACUUCUCAGACGUCACAAUCUAGCUUUUGAAAAACAAAUGACGCUCAGAACUGGUAGUGGAUCUCGACCAAAGUCGUUCGUCAUUGGAGAUUUUAACAAUGACAAUCAAAUAGACAUUGCGGUCGCGAAUUCUGGUACUAACAACAUUGGUAUUUUUCUGGGACAUGGCAAUUAUUCUUUCACAAACCAAACAGCAUUUUCAACUGGCUCUACUCCAAUCUCUGUUGCAGUUGGCGAUUUCAACAAGGAUACCAUACUUGAUAUUGUCGUUGCUAAUCAUGGCAAUGACAAUGUUGGUGUGUUUCUAGGAUGGGGUAAUGGCUCUUUUUUAGGCCAAAACACGUUUAUGACUGGUUCCAAAUCUGAUCCGAUCGCGGUUGCUGUUGGAGAUUUCAACAGUGAUACCUUCCUUGACAUUAUUGUCGCUAAUUAUGGCACCAACAACAUAGGCGUAUUUCUUGGAUAUGGUAAUGGCUUUUUCGCCGAUAUAAAAAUUUUUUCGAUGAGUUAUGGAUCUUUUCCAUUCUCAGUUUUUGUUGCUGAUUUUAAUAAUGACGGAAAACUGGAUUUUGCAGUCGCGAAUAAUGGUACUGACACUUUAAAAAUUCUCUUACAGACUUGUUGA
Molecule: messenger RNA, 4110 nt
Organism: Rotaria sp. Silwood2
Lineage: Eukaryota; Metazoa; Rotifera; Eurotatoria; Philodinida; Philodinidae
Source: the annotation of a GenBank genome assembly